AUGUUUAAUUCUCGUACACGUCUUAUUACACUGAAUACAUCAAAUAGUCCUCUUGGAAAAGUAUAUAUUGCAAGUAUAUGUAAAAAAUAUAAUGUUAUUUGUAUUUUCGAUGAAGUUUACGAAUGGAUAACAUCUGAUAAAAAUAAAAAACAUAUUCGUAUAGCAACAUUACCGAAUAUAUGGCAGAAAACAUUAACAAAUGGAAGUACGGGAAAAACAUUUUCAUCAACAGGUUUUAAAUUAGGUUGGACAAUUGGAUCAGAACAUCUUAUUCGUUCAUGUUAA
This is a messenger RNA of Rotaria sp. Silwood2, 285 nucleotides long. Lineage: Eukaryota; Metazoa; Rotifera; Eurotatoria; Philodinida; Philodinidae. The record is from the annotation of a GenBank genome assembly.